AUGGGGGACAGCGUCGGGGAGCUGCUGCAGGCUGCUGGAAACGGCGAAAAGGAGCAGCAGCAGCAACAGCAGCAGCAGCAACUUCAGCAGCAGCAGCAGCAGCGGCAGGAGACAGAGCAACUGCAGCAGCAGGUGGAACAGCUGCUGCAGCAAAUAAAGAAAGACCCAUGGAAGGCCUCCUAUUAUGAGGCUGCUCUGAGAGCACUGUCCGCACUCGGCAACACAGCAAAGACACGGGAGGUGCAGCGGGCCUAUGCAGAGCACUGCCCUAUAGACGAGGAGUUGCUGCUGCAGUGGUAUGAAGCUGAGCGUAGACAGAGCAGCAGCAGCAGCAGCAGCAACAGUAACAGUAACAGCAACAGCAGCAACAGCAGCAACAGCUGCAGCAGCAGCCACGGCACCACCCCUUCACCCCCCUGCUGCCCCACCCCCACCACCUCCACCACCUCCAGCAGCAGCAGCAGCAGCAGCAGCACGGAUGAAGCAAGAGCGUUGCUGGAGCUAGGGCUGCGGCUGCAGCCUUCUGUGUCUCUGUGGCUGCUGUAUGCUCGGCAUUUAGAGGUGUCUCUCUGUUAUCAAGGUGUCUCCUUAGCAGAGACAGAGCAGAGACUACGGAGACCUCCUAGAUGA
Eimeria acervulina is the source of this 630-nucleotide messenger RNA. RefSeq names its product poly(a) binding protein, putative. The transcript is spliced from 3 exons. The record is from RefSeq and is a predicted model, not a curated record. The coding region runs from base 1 to 630 and encodes 209 amino acids. Gene Ontology annotation, biological process: RNA processing. Lineage: Eukaryota; Apicomplexa; Conoidasida; Eucoccidiorida; Eimeriidae. Gene Ontology annotation, molecular function: protein binding.